This is a messenger RNA of Symbiodinium necroappetens, 5823 nucleotides long. Lineage: Eukaryota; Dinophyceae; Suessiales; Symbiodiniaceae. The record is from the annotation of a GenBank genome assembly.
AUGCCCGGGUCGCCGAAGUUUGAACCCCACUUCGCCGAAUGGGGAAAGGAGUUCGUGGCUGGCGGCUUGGCAGUAGUAAUGGGCGUCCCGUUGAUGGACUUCGCGAAGUGGGUCGGAAACCUGAAGCCGGGGCGCAUCGUGUACUCCUCUCCCAAUGCCUGCCCGCAUUGGGAUCUGCUGCUUCGACUCAACUGGAGUGUGGUCAUCUUGUCCUUCGUUGUCUCAAAGCACGACGAGAUCAGCCCUGAGCAGCUCUUUCGCAGAUAUCGCCGUUCCGUGGGCGAAAAGUCUUGGUGGGGCAAGCGUGUGCGGACGAUCUCCUACAUCUUGAUCGGAGACCGCCUCGGCUUCGAGCUUGAGAACCUCUUCGCCUCCACCUCGCAGAAGUGCGUUGAGAUUCCUGGGGGCUGCGCUGUGCCCGGAGGAACGGGUGAUCCAGGCGCUCCGGCGGGGACGCGGCGCAAGGUCGAUUCUCUGCUCGACGAUGCCGUGGAUGAUGAGAUGGAGGACGAAGAGGAAGAGGAAGAGAUGCCAGAAGUCGAUCACACUGUGACCGCGAAUCCAGAUCUCCUUUGCAUUGAGGAAACGGAGAAGUGCGACUUCAUGGUGCGACCCGACACCGAGAUACUGCUAUGCAAGGCUCCCGAUUGUUUGGAGCGGCUUUUGGGGCCAAUGGCUGGGGCAGUCUUGGGCCAUCGAGCCAGCUUUGACCGGGAGAUCUCCCAAGAGGUCAGCGGCGACUUGCAGCGCGAGGUCGCGCGACGGCGCGCGGAGUUGAACCGGGCGCGCUGGUCGCAGGACAAGGGCAAGCUUGCGGUCCGGCAGCCGCUGCCGACAGCCAGCGACAAGCAACUGACCUUCAACGCAGAGGCUCUGCGGAGCAUUCUGGACCACAUCGGCGCCCACACGAGCAAAAUGCUUCACAUGGCCGAGGAGAUCGGGUCGGACUCUGAGGACAACUCCGCACUAGGUUCAUGCGUCUCCUCGGUCGUGCCGCUGCCAGCGCUCGGACCCAUAAAGGUGCCAGAUAGCGGUGACAGAGACAAAGGCGAGGCCGAUGAUACCAGCGAGUCCCGCUCCUCCUCGAGCUUGUCAUCGCAAACGGCAAGUUCCCUGUCACAGCAGUCGCAAUCGCUUUUGCUCAACCCUGCGCUGGCUCUGGGUCAGCGGAGGAGGAGUUCAGUUGCUGAGGAGCAGGAGGAAGUUGAUAUCGAAGAGAACCCGCCUGCACGCCGACGAGCCAGCUUACACUGGGCAGAGCUGCGGCAAUCGGCGAAGAUCAUGCUCAUGGCCAGUCGAAUCCGAAAAGUGAGCCGGAUUGCCGCAGCAUUCGCCGUGCCCAAGACAGUGCCCGAGGAGGUCAUCCCAGACGUGGACCUUGAGACGGAUGCACGAGCUGGUGAGGAGCAAGGAAGCGCUGGCAUUGCAUCAUUCCCCGUCGAGGAUGCUGCAGAGGUGGCCACUGCGGUUCAUUUCUCGGAAGACACGCAAGAACCCCAACGCACGGAGAAGCGCCAACUGUGGCGUCCGCCCACGCCGCAUCCGAUUCAAUCGGCAGAGGGCGACACGACCUGGAAAUUUGGGCACGAGGUGUCCGGCAAGGAGAAAGUGGCGGCUUCCAUGGUGCUCUCAGCUUGGUCGACGUUUUCAAAAUGGUGGGCGGAUACUACCGACAGGGUUGUGCUAUCUAGCCCGUUUAUGCGCCGCAAGCAGCUUCGCUGGAUGCUCUCGAUCUUGAACAUUUGGAUUCUUUUCGACUUUAGCUUGGGGGUCCAUUGGCACCUCGGGAGAACAGUCCUCCUCACUGCUUGGGCCUUGCAGUUCUGUAUCGCACUCGUAAGCCUUUUGGGAGUUUUAGCCCCGGAGUGCUUUCAACGGUAUGUAGUCGCUGUGGAGAUCGGGACCGCUGCCUGCUUGUCCGUCAUGUUCGUUCAUCUGUGCCUUUCGUCGCUAGUCAACGUCUACACUGGCAUCAGUUGGCAGCAAUACACAGUGGCAAUGAUGGUGCUCAAGAUGCAUCCUGCCGCCAUAGUAACAACCUCUCUAGGAUAUUUAUAUAUUUGGGCACGGCCCAAAACCAUCAAGCUGGAGUUCUAUGGUCCGUUGGAUAGCUACGUGAGGCGGCUGCUGCUUUUCGACAUUUUCCAGAUGCUCAUCAGUGCUUGGUACUGUGUCGACUUCACCAACAACGUCAUUGCCGUGAGAGACGGAACUAUGUUUGAUAACGAGCUCGUUGAUGUAACCGGCGACGCGAAUGGACUUCUGUCUUCCAGCCGCAGUUUCCCUUGUUGGAGACGAGCCUUCCAUUGGUAUCGGAGAUCGGUUCAUGCAGCUUUCACCAGCUCGUCCAUAUGGCAGAGGCAUCCCUUUUUCCCAUGGGUCUGUGCGGCCACCAUCCUGGGUAACCACUUGGUAAUUCUGGAGCUGGUUUUUGAAUCAGUUGAUCCACGUGCACAGUGGAGAAUUGGGCCUGAUCCGAAGAUGUGCACGAAGGGGCAGCUGAUUCACUAUUAUUCGCUGUUGCUCCUGGGCACUUUGCUGCUAGGCUUCGUCUUGACGCUCAUCUUCAGAGGACUGAGCCGCCAUGUGCUUUCACGGGACCUGCAUCUGGCCGCCUUAAUUAUGAUGCCUUGCUUUAUGAAUAUUGUUCUACUGCACUUUCCUCGAUCCUACGCAUGUCCUUAUAGUCAGAUGGAGUUGGACCGGUUGGCUACACCCACCCUCCACCUCGCCAUGCUCCAGGCCAUCUUCGUAAUGACUCUGUCGAAAAUACACUCCGUCGUUGCCAUCGGAACAUCCUUUGUGCUUGCAACUGUGACUGCCUCGUACGCAGGCGCAGUGGUUCGAGGAUAUUCAGGAGAUUCGGUGUUUUUAUUUGUCAUAGUAGGAUUCCAGAUCCUUGUGCACAUUGCAGACCACUGGGACUCGGUAUCUGCUGUGUGGGCAUCAUUGGAGCGAACGCAGGCGAAUGCAGCAGGCGUGCUGCGCUGCCGAGAGUGGCAGCGAGAUACUUCUGUAGAUGUAGAGCUCAGGAGCUUUCGUGACCCUCUUGCCGCGGCGAGGCGAACGAACCCGGCACUGCAACGUGCGUUCCAGGAGAGCCUGGAGGCGCCAAGACAGCGGGUCCUCAAGUUCGACUGGCUAGGCUGGGAUGAGCCGAAGAAGCUCUUUGAAACGGAUUUGCGGGCAGGGGCCAUGGAGCAGCAGACCAUUUCGGUGGCCAAGCCAGGGCUCACCUGUCGUUUGAGGGCCCGUUGCAGCGUCGUUGCGGCGCAGAGCUGGGCAGCGGAUCCUGACGGAGCUUCUUUGAUUCAGCUCACCGGGCUCCCGGCUCCGCUACUCAGCCGCUUCGACCUGAUCCUCGGACUCCGAGGAGCCAGGACGGGAGAUGAGGAGCUUGCGGAGGCCAUCCUGGGAGCAGGUGACCCUGCGGCCGAAGGACAGGCCUUGCGUUUCCAGACCUUGAAGGACUUCGUUGCCGCCGCUCAAGAAAGCGUGCUUCGGGAUUCGCCGGAUGACAAUGCUCGCGCACUCUUGGAGACUUACUACCAGAAGCUUCGAGGACCCGGCCUCGAGCGCUCGGGGGAGGUCAGCGUGACCGCUCGAAGCCUUGAGAGCUUGAUCCGCCUGUCCCGAGCACAUGCACGCUUGAUGCGGCGACACGGUGCUGUGCAGCUGCAGGAUGCUGUCGCCGUGGUCUUCUUGCAUCAGGUGUGUUGGAGGAGCCACUCUCCAGAUUCUAGCCAGGUUCUUCUUUCAGAAAGCAGCUUUGGACCGCUCUGCCCGGCGCACAUCCGGCGUUUAGAUAUGAGCAGUGACAUCACCUCUGGCACCGAUUAUGAGGUGGUCGAAGGUGCUGUCUUGUGGAGUCUUGGCCUCGAGAAGGCACCAUUCGUUAGUCAGCGCACAUCCUGUCCGUGUCUCCUGCCAUGGCCUCCACUGGCGGUGCCCCACUUGCACAACAUCAUUAUGGACAACGAAGUUCAAAUUGGCGAUCCAUCGCCGUCCGAUGUGCAAGCCGCCGCCGGGGCGCUGGCUGCACAUGCGGAGCUGACUGCUGAGGAGUCUGAUGACUACCUCCAAGCCGCUCAGACCCUGGCGCGACAUUUAGCAGCCGAGCCAGAUGCUUCGGAUCUGGUGGCGGCGGCGCUGUUGAGGCAGGCCUUGGGAACAGAGGUGGUGAACCCAGACACGGACCUCAACGCCGUGUCAGCGGCCCUCGCCACCCACAUGGCUGAAGCGUGCAGCAGUCCGGAACACCUGGAAACCGUCGCAGCAGCUUUGGCGCAACACCUCCUCAAGCAGGAAGUGGAAGUGCCUGUUGAGGGAUUGGCCGACGUGGUCGCGAAGGCCUUGCUGACGCAUGCCGCGAUGCACUGUGCUGGUGAUCAGCCAGAAGAGACGGGCUUUUCCAUGGAAGGUGAAGCUACGCCGGCAAGAAUAACUUCCGACCCGGCACGGCUUCUGAGAAUCCAUGCAGCCCUCCGGCAGGAGCUCAUGCAAGGCAUUCGCAUCGGCGACACCGUGCAGAUUCGAUCGGCCCUGAAUCGAGGUGCAUCGCUCUCGGCGCACUACUACUCCACAAGGAUGCCCGCCAGGCCGUCUGUGCCGCUUCAUGGAACACCGAAGGGCCCAACAACGAGUUUGGUGAAUCCAGUGGACUGGGCGGUGCUUGAAGGCCGCUACAAGGAGGCGAUGUUUCUCCUGGAGCUGACGGAUGGCCACAUGGUUUUCAAUCGCGACGAGGAGCGGAGCUGCUUGCAGGUUGUGCAGAUGGCCCAACGCAGCAAGCAAGCGGUCGUGGUGGCAUCUCAACGAGGCCAGGCAUCUCUGCUGCAGAUGCUUCUCGAGCGCUCUGCCGACGUCGCUCAGCAGAACCUCUGGGGCGAAACGGCGUUGCAUGUGGCCGCGAGGGCUGGUCAGGAGGAGGUGGUGUCCCUGCUGCUGCAGCACGGUGCAUGGCAGAAGGAGCCGCGCAAGCGGGAGGUGCUCACACAUGCAGAGGCCCAGAGGAUGCAGCAGGUGAUCGUGGCCGCAGGAGUAUCAGCCGAUUACACUGAGAGCAUCCUCGAUCGACAACUGCCUGGGUAUCAGGAGGUGCUCCAAGCGCUGUCCGAGACAACCUGCAAGGCGGAUCACGACUUCACCGUCUCCGCUAUCCUAGAUCUCGCUGGCGCUUCCAGGGCCAGGUCCACCGUGUCGGCGGUCGUAGAGGCGGCCCCGCGCGUGGAGCGGCCGACCUGGGGGCCCGCUGCCACGGUCCUCGAGGUCCGGCGAGAGCGGCUGGAGCUGCAUGGCGAUCUUGUGAAGGCCGUGCGCAAAGGCGACCUUUUUGCCGUGGCAUCCUUGGUGCAGCGUGGAGCACAGCUGGAUCUGAGCUUCAACUUGGGAUACGGUGAGGCAGGCAAUUGCAUCGACUGGGCCGUGUGCUGUGAACGGCCUUUGGUCGCCUUGAAGCUCCUCGAGCUGGCGACAGAGCAGAGCGCGAAACUGGGGGAGGCUCUUGCAGGCAACGCUCGAGCAGCGCUCUUCUGGAGCGUUGUGCAUGGCUAUGCAGAUGUCUUGGAAGCGCUCCUCAUCCGCGGGAUUGACGUCGCCGUGAAGCAGCCAGCUGUCUUGGCUGGCCACGGGGGCUCCACGCCCCUGGCGCUGGCUGUGGCGAGCUACCGCCCCGGUGAAGCGAGCCUGCUCCUGAAGCACGGGGCCUGGGAGAAGGAGCCACCCGAGAAACGCCUGGAGCUGCUUCGCAAGGUCCGUCUUCGCGGCGGAGCCAUGGCAGCAGCCUUUGCGGCUGCAGGCGUCGGCUUUGAUGCUGCCAGCUGA